Molecule: messenger RNA, 7744 nt
Organism: Xenopus laevis (African clawed frog)
Lineage: Eukaryota; Metazoa; Chordata; Amphibia; Anura; Pipidae
Gene: arid4a.L
Product: AT-rich interaction domain 4A L homeolog
Exons: 25
Coding region: 1913-5830 (1305 amino acids)
Source: RefSeq, a predicted model, not a curated record
GGAGAUUGUCACCCCGAAGAAGAGGCGAUUUGUUGCCGGGCAACUAAUCUCCCCGAAUCUGCCAGUGUGUCCUUACCCUUAAACUCUCCUCUGACCACUUUUGUAAACGACAGUUUUCUGCUCUAAAAGUAAAAAAUUCCAGAAAUUACUAAACAUAAAAAAAAUUAAAAAAUUUCCUGUCUGGGCUCAUAAUCCCCUCUAAAGCAUAUGGACAUUUUAACAAGAUAGACAAAGGACACACUAAACUCCAGAAGUCUUGCGGUCUUAAAGGACAAGUCAACCCAGACAUAAAAAAUGUGCUGAAUAAAAGAAAACAUAAUUCUAAGCUACUGUCGAUAUACAUUAAAAAAAAAAAGUCAGUGCUUUUAAAGUUAUUUGUAAAAACAAUUGCUAUAGAAAGCUUAACUCCUGGGUGUUACCCUUUAAACAAUGUUGCAGAGAGGGCAGAGGAUAGAAAAGGGACAGACACACUUGCUUUCAACAGCAAUACAUAUACAAAGAACUUUAAAACUGAAGAAAAGUUAUGAAUGUAUAUAUUUUAAAGUUGCUUAGAAUUAGGUUUCCUUCCAUAUGACAAAAUAUUUUGGGGGCUGACUUGCCCUUUAAACCAAAUAGUCUCUACCCCAGAGCUGCAAUGUACAGGAUCAUCACACGCACAUACUGAUAUUAACUUUAAACUGCAGCUGUCUAAAGCAUCACAUAUACUGGCAAAUGACAGGAAAGGAAUCAACCACGUGCGUCUGAAAGGAUCUAUUGCCUUUAGUCACUCCCCCCGCAGAACUGCUUAAUGUAUCGGCCCAGCUCUGUUAUCUCUGCGCUACAGAAAAACCUGGGUACGGCCCAUUUAGAGCGGAGGGGUGCGCACCGGAUCCAGCCUUCAGUCAGGUAAUCAGAGUUCGUAGCUACCACCACUUCCUGUGACGCUGCAGAGAAGACGGCGUCAUCUAAGCAAAUGGCCUCCGCUGGCAAACGACGUCACAGCCUUCAUAUGACCUUUCGGCGUAGCACCCAAAUCCGCACGGCUUUAAUGCCCCACAUUCCGCAGCGCGAACACCUCUGAAGGGCACAGCAGAGUCUUAUUCAGUAGAAAGCACCACAGCUAGCCACGUAUACCAACACAAUUCUAGCCCCCUAUUCUGGUGUCUCCGCCGUCCCUCUUGCCUGCUACCGCUCCAAGCAUAAAAUGGGAAAUAGCUAUAAAAUGGCGCCGAGGGUCUUUUGCUAGCGCAGGCGUACUUAUGUGAGGCGCCAUACAAGCCCCUCCUUUCCUGCGCAGCCUUUUCAGCUUGUUCUAAACUCGGCUUAGUUCCGUUUCCAGGAAACAAGACAGCCAAUGAUAGAACGUGCGCAUGAUCCUCCUUUGCUUCUUCCAACCAACCAAAAGCCGACGAUUUCCAUCCGGAUAUGUGAUGCCUAAUCAUGUUCAAACAGAGGCCGUCUUCACCCCAUCGUGCCCAAUAGCGACUGUCAGCAAAAAAUAACCAAUCACAUUGUACCCUGUGCUUACCUGUAUUUGUAAGAGCCUAUCAUCGCUUCGUGAAUACAUAGCCAAUGAGUGAACACGAAACAGUCACCAAUGAAAUGUUUGGAACGCUCCCCAUGGCAUGAGGGUAAGCCAAUGGGCUUCCGAGAAGGACUGGUUCUGCUCAACAGCUUGUUAUUUCGUUUAUUGCUUGCAGUUCCGUGCAAGCGGGGAGUUGUAGGAGCUGAGUGUGUGAGUGAAACUUUUUCCUCAUCGCAUUUUCAUCUGUUCGCCUGCUUCUGGCUCUCAAGAGGGUAUAUCUGCGAGGAGCGGGUAUUUUUGUUUUGGAGGAGGCGUCCGGCAUGUCCGAGCUCUGACUUCUUAGUCCAGACUUUGAAGUUGUAGUGAAGACAAAUCUUCGAGCUGGAAUCCCUCAAAUAACCUUUGACAAUGAAGGCAGUGGAUGAGCCUGCCUACCUAACAGUGGGGACCGAUGUUAGUGCCAAGUACCGGGGUGCCUUCUGUGAGGCAAAGAUCAAGACCGUAAAAAGGCUGGUAAAAGUCAAGGUUACUCUGAAGCAAGAUAGUUCUACGCAGCUUGUCCAGGAUGACCAAGUGAAAGGACCUUUAAGGGUUGGUGCAACAGUUGAAAUGAAAACAACUGACGGAUCCCCGCAGGAAGCAAUUAUUAGUAAAUUGACAGAUGCAAGCUGGUAUACAGUAGUUUUCGAUGAUGGUGAUGAAAGAACAUUACGGAGAACAUCAUUAUGUCUAAAGGGGGAGAGGCACUUUGCAGAAAGUGAGACUUUGGACCAACUUCCACUAACAAAUCCUGAACAUUUUGGAACUCCAGUAAUUGGUAAAAAAACCAACAGGGGAAGGAGAUCGUCUCUUCCAAUGACUGAAGAUGAAAAAGAAGAAGAAAGCAGUGAAGAUGAAGAUGAAGAUUUGAAGCGCCUUAAUGAUGAAUUAUUGGGCAAAAUAGUCAGUGUCAAAUGCAGUUCAUCUAAGGAUUGGUUUACAGCACUGGUUGUAUCUCCAAGCUGUAGUGAUGAUACUGCUGUUAAAAAGGACCAGUGUCUGGUUCGCUCGUUUGUUGACUCAAAGUUCCAUCCAGUUGCAAGGAAAGAUCUCACUGAACUUGAUGUCAAUGUCCUAAAGUCAGAGCAUUAUGGAAAGCAAGGUGUGCAGGAUGCCAUUGCUUUUCUAACGUCCAAGACGAUCCCUGAGAAAUGGAAAAUGGACAUGAGUGAUAUACUUGAACCUUCCAGUAGUGAUGAGGAAGAUGGAGAGGAAGAUGCUAGUGACGGUGAUCAGAACAAAGAAGAAGAGGAAGAAACCAAGUCCGAAGAGGAGGCAGAUCCAGCAGAGAGAGACCACUUCCUUCAGCAGCUGUACAAGUUUAUGGAAGACAGAGGAACUCCAAUCAAUAAGCCACCAGUAUUAGGCUACAAGGAUCUGAAUCUCUUCAAACUUUUUAGACUUGUAUACCAGCAAGGAGGCUGUGACAAUAUUGAAAGCGGUGCUGUGUGGAAGCAAAUUUAUAUGGACCUUGGUAUUCCCAUAUUAAAUUCAGCUGCAUCAUAUAAUGUAAAAACUGCAUACAAAAAGUAUCUGUAUGGGUUUGAGGAGUACUGCCGCUCUGCGUAUAUUCAGUUUAGAACUAUUCACCAUAAUGAUCCUAAACCAGUAGAAGAGAUUCAAGAAGUGGAAGAAGAGAAACCAAUGGAGAGCACUGAGAGAAAAGAGACCGCAUCGCCUUUAUUAGAUGCAAAAAUGAAAGAGGAAGAUGAGUCGGACUCUAGCAGUGAAUAUGAAAAAGAAGAGACUGAACUUAAAUCACCAAUGGGGAGGCGGAGAUGUGCUUUUGAUGCAUUUUCUGUUGUGAAGGAUGUUGAGGACAGUGACAGAAGAAAAGAUCACAACAAGGAGAACAAGGAUAUCGAGGAAGAUCUGAACAAAACAGAGGAAAAUAAUGAAAAUGAAAGCACUCCCGUGCGAAGAAGCUUGCAGUGCCUAACAAAAGAAGACCAGAAAACCAAGAAGCAAGAUGAGUCGGAAAGAGAAUCUGAUGAAGACGAUGAAAACCCAUUUGAAGGAAAAGAGGAUUCUGAGCACAAGGGAGAGACUGAAGAAGAGGACGAGGAUAAAGACGAUUUAGCUGGCACUAAAGUUAAAGUAAAGUAUGGGCGUGGGAAAACUCAGAAAAUUUACGAGGCAAACAUAAAAAGCACUGAAGUAGAUGGAGGAGAGUUCUUAUACCUGGUUCAUUAUUAUGGCUGGAAUGUGAGAUAUGAUGAAUGGGUAAAAGCUGACAGAAUCAUCUGGCCUUCAGACAAAGGCGGACCAAAGAAAAAGCAAAAGAAAAAAACAAAAAAUAAAGAUGAAAUUGAUGAAAAGAAAGAGGAUGAUAAGCGAUCAAAACGAGGCCGUCCUCCUUUAAAGUCAACUCUUCAGACUAAUAUGACUUGCGUUCUUCCAAAAUCUCCUACUAGUGAGUGCAAGUCAUCCAUUAAAAGCAUGAGAAACAGCUUAUCAGAUAGCUCAUCAUUAUCAAAUGGGCUUGAAGGAUCAGCCAGAAGAAGAACAAGGAGGAGCUCGGGAUUAUAUGAUUCUGACAGAUGCUCAAAUGACUCAAGCACAUCUGAAAGUGAAUCUGAUGAAACAUCAGAAAAGGCAUCAGUUAAAGAGGAGGAGGAGGCUCUACCAAAGGCUGAAGAAGAACCAGAGAACAUUGACAGCCUAGUUGAAAUCAGUCCUGUAAAAGAAUCUGCGCCUUUAAUUUGUUUUUCAAAAGAUUCAGAACACAGUCCAACAAAGCCAGCAGAAACAUUAAAACAAGAAGUGGAGGAAAGUGAACAAAUAAUUCAGAUUUAUGGAAAGCAAACAGAACAAAUAGAAGAAAUAGAAGAAAUAAAGAAGGAGGCAGAGCAUCUGCCAAAGUCCAAGGGAAGGAGAAGUAAAACAAAAGAUCCUUCGGUAGAGAACACAAAAUGUUUGUCAGUAACUCAAGAAGAUACAUUGGUUGAGCCUCGUGUGGAAGAAGAAACAUUAGACCUUCUAUCAUUAUCCCCUUUACAAAGUAAGGAGCUACCCUUCACUCCAAAGGAAGUAGAACUUCCAAGUGACCAACUUGCACAGGAGAAAAAAGGACUAAAAAGGAAACCACUAGAGCAGUCUUCUCCUGACAAGAAAUUGUGUGCAGAGUGCGACCCAGAACUGCCUAUCAUUGUUGCAGAGGAAAAACCUGCACAAAACAAUGAGGCUCAGGAACACUUUAAUGCCAUUGAUGAAGAUGAGGAGCUUCCAAAUGUAAACGAGGAAAUGCCCUCCUUAACAGCCGAGCUUGAACAUGUGCAAAGCACAAGGACUGAUGAAUUUGAUAUACCACUGAAUGAAAUCACUAAUAUGCCCUACCAAGAGGACCAGGACACAAUGCCCACAAUUGGGCCUGAAAAUCUGGUGUGCCAUGAAGUGGAUUUGGGUGACUUUGAUGAAAAGGAUAAGGUAGAGGACAUAGUAAUGGAUAAGGUGGAGCAAGACACACAAACUAUACACCCACCUACGCUGCCUCCUGCAAUACAGCCUCAUAAUUACUCUGUGGCAUCUCCUCUUGCACUCAGCCAUGAUGAGUCUCACAGUAUAAAAAGUGAAAGUGACAUAACAAUUGAAGUGGAUAGUGUGGCAGACGAAUCCCAGGAAGGCCUUUGUGAGAGUGAAUCUGCAAAUGGAUUUGAGGCCAGCACUACGUCAAGCAAUUGUAGUAUAACCGCACAGGAAUCCGAAAUGCGAGAAAAGGGUCAUAAAAGAAUGAAUGAGGGCCUCAGUGGAACAUUAGCAAAGAAACAAAAGCGCACACCAAAGCGAAUAAGUUCUUCAUCUAAAGUUGAAAAGAAUGGCAUAGGCCAAAGCAGUGACAGUGAAGACCUUUCCACACUGGAUAUUUCCAGUAAAUGUACUCCUAUUAAACACCCGGGUGUUCCCAAAACACAAAAGAUCAUAAGAUCUCCUGCCAGAAUCACCUCCCCUCAUCAUAAAGAUGGUGAAAAGGAGAAGCAUCGAGAAAAACACCAUCCGCAUACAUCACCCAGGGCAUACAAAUGGACUCUGCAGCUAAGUGAACUGGAUAACAUGAGUGGCACUGAGAAGAUCGUCUUCCUCCAAGAAAAGCUGCAGGAAAUGAGAAAAUACUACAUGUCCUUGAAAUCAGAAGUAGCCACAAUAGACAGACGACGAAAACGGUUAAAAAAGAAGGACAGAGAAGUGUCUAAUACAGGAGCCUCAAUGUCUUCAGGAUCAUCCGAGAUGGGAAUGAGCCCUUCUUCUGCUUCUCCCCCACAGAACACUCUUGCUUUGGAGUGCAGGUGAUACAUGUCUUCUUCUCCUUUCCAGCAGUCUGCUGCCAUGGACGCAAAUAUCCCCCAGUAUACCACCACACAAAGCACUCUUACUGGUUUUACAUUGCCAAGUGUUUGGUUUUUUUUUUUUUCUUUUUUUCAAUAAUCCUCUGCUGAUUUUGCAUAAUGAAUUCCCUUUCACCAUUUUUUUUUUCUUUUAUUCUUAUUAAAUAAGAUUAUUAGGGAUAGGAGACUAGCAGUUAGUGGGCCACAGUCUUGACUACACUGAAGAACAAGACUCCUACAGGGCCCCAUAGAAACAAACCUGGGAAGUGACUGCUAGUCAUCAUAUACCAACAACAACAACAGCAGCUGCAGCGUUGCAUUCCAUCUGGCUGCGUCUCACCUUCAUUCUCUAACGUCUUCAUUUUGGAAGCACUUGCGAUAAUACAGAACUGCCAAAGCCCAAUAUGUUCAGCAGAGUGCCCCCCCCCCAUUUUAAAGCUGUAAAGCGAGACAAAAUACAUUGUGAAAGGGAGUGCGUGUAGUUGGCUGAAAACGACAUUCAAAAGACGUCUUCCACUUUUUACAGGAAUUUAGAGCACACGAUUAUGCAACUAUUUUAAAUGUUUAUUAAUGUUUACAGUGGAAAUGUGAAUGUUUUCAGCGGACUUCUCUUACCCCCUGGCAAAUCUAUUUUGUCUUUUUUUUUUUUUUUUUCUAUGUAAUUUUCAGAGUUUUUAUUUUGUUACAAAAAAAGACAAAAAGAAAAUAUAUAACAACGGCGAAGUUAUUUAACAAGAUUUCUAAAGCUGAUUUUUUUUUUUUCCUCUUUUUUUUUUUUGUGUAAAAUAAGGUAUUAUCUUGCAACUUGUUAAAUAUAUUUAUUCAAACAUUGGAUGUUGUAUUUUAUGUAUUUUUUAAAAUAUUAAUAAAAAUUAAAAAAAAAAUAAAAAAAAUGAAGAGAAGGGUCUAGCUUAGUUCUCUACCAAUACAAACACAGUAGCUCUUAAAAAGUGUUUUUUUUCUUUGUUUUUUUUUUCUUUGGCGCUUGGCUCUACAACACUGAAAAGCUGUUCUCGUAUUCCUAAAACUUUGGCAGUCUUUGUACUUUAACACCCUGCAGGAAAUGUCUGUCCUCUUGACUCUUUCUAAGCCAGUUUCCAUGUUACUAUACUGCUGAGUGAUGCUCCCGCACGCAGCGUUGUAGUAAUGCACCUGUGUAUGUGAAGGCUACGGGCCCUUCCUACUUGUAAAUAAUCCUGAAGUCUGUAUUUAAAAGAUUUUUUCAUAUCCAUGUACAAAAGUGAUUUUUUUAAAACAAUUUUUACUCAUGUUUGUACAUUUAAAAAAAAAGGGGGGGGUUUUAUUACCCUUCUAUCUGUGUUUAAUAUACUGUAGACUAACCAAUAUGGAUUCUCUAGACCAAUGUUUUUAACCAGAUACUUGGGAUAUCCCAACACAGCCUUUGUAAUCAGGACCCCCAGCUUUAUCUUAUAUCCAUAUAUAUAUAUUAAAGCACUGCAGUUUGGUAAAACAUUCAUUGCCAUUUAUCCCAUUCCUGCCAGAAGGGUCAACAAACGGACUUCGCUUUCUGGCGAUGAUGAGGAUAAUUUUAUUCUGCCUGGGGUAUGCAGAAACCAGGGGUGAGACUUAACCCUUGCCUGUAUAUCAGAAUGAGUUUACAAGAGCUGAUCGUUAAAGAGUUAAACACUAGCAAGGGGUAGCAUUACUAAACAAAUCAAUGUAUUUUAUUUUGCCGCAUUGUUAACGUGUACGUCGGAUUCCUUUCAGCACAGAGUAUUUAACUCCUUGGCUGCCAAAGGGGGUUCAAGAAAAAGUACUCCUGUAAAAUGCACUUUUUCUGUCUUUCUUAAGCAACGCAGAGUUGUGUAUGUAUAGAGCGCUCCGCUAAGAGCAUUAAUAAAGGCAAUGGUUUAAAGUA